AAUGUCACUUAUCUUCGAUUAAUGUUGACAACGGCUUGAUACACAAUUUGGGUGGGUUUUCUGCUCUCUUAGUGUCUUUUACGCUUAAUUUCCGCAAAACUUUGUAAUAUUUAGCAUGCUUAGCUGCUUCUUAGCAUUAAUUUAACAUGAAUAUUGAAUAUCUGGCGCACGGCAAUCCAAGUCGGGAAUCUGGUGUUGUAAGUGAUUGUGACACAAUGGCUGAAUUAGCUGCUUUAUUACGUUCAGAAAUCCCGGAGGGACGAAGCAAUCUCACUGAGAACCACACAAAUCUACAAAGAGUGGCUGAGUACUGUGAGGCAAAUUACUUUCAAAAUGAUAAUAAAAGAGGAGCUUUAGAAGAAACCAAAAACUAUACAACACAGUCUUUAGCUAGUGUUGCAUACCAAAUUAAUACUUUAGCAUAUAAUUUCUUACAAUUAUUGGAUUUGCAAACUGCUCAACUUGCGGAGAUGGAGAGUCAGAUGAACCACAUUUCCCAAACUGUAAUGAUUCACAAGGAAAAGGUGGCAAGAAGAGAGAUUGGUGUAUUGACUGCAAACAAAUCUACUAGUAGACAGUAUAAGAUUAUUGCUCCAGCUAAUCCAGAGAAACCUAUAAAAUACCUAAGAAAACCUAUAGAUUACUCAAUUUUUGAUGAUAUUGGUCAUGGGGUGAGGGGUAAUAUGACACCCAGGCAAAAACAAAGAGGGUCAAGUUCAGGAAGCAUUCAUUCUGUCAAUGCAAUACCUGGAAAUUCCAUGGUGGGUCCUGCACCUACCACUAAACCGCCAACUCCACCUCAGGUUUCUAGAACAUCAAGUAAAGUAUCUGUCAGUGGAGGUACUCUAAGUAAGGGUAGUCGAGAGUACAGAACUCCUCCUGCCGUAGCGCCUCCUCAAGUUCCUAGCCACUAUGCUCCAAAUUACCCAAUUGGCCACCCCAGGCGGUCUGGCGAACGUGGGCCUGGAUACAGCACCCUGCCCAUGGGGUCUCACAAUCAAGCCACCCCCCAAGUUGGGAUGGUCCAUCCAAUGGCCCAACAGCAGCCUCAGACGCCUCCGCCGCCGCCGCCUCCGGGCAACGUUAGCUACGUCCCAGACCACCCGAUUAGUAUGCCACCUCCGCCAUCCCCAUUAAUUAACAGUCAGGAGAUGGUGCUGUCCUCAAACCAACAUCAUCCAAUGAUGAUGGGCGGACAGCACGGUCCCGUACCCCACGGUAGCCUGGGCAUGCACACAUUGUCGCAUGCUCAAGGACACCGCAUUUCUCAACAGUUGGCAUCGUCAUUGGGACGCGGCAGUGGGUCGCAGUCCCCUCCGUUGCCCCCGCCGCCGCCACCUGAGCACGAUGAACAUGAAGCUUUCGGACGACCUAGAACGUCUGGAGUUAUGCCCAUUGUUCCUGAUGAGGAGGAUUUACCGGGAUGGGUUCCCAAAAACUAUAUUGAAAAAGUUGUUGCCAUAUAUGAUUACUAUGCUGACAAAGAUGACGAGUUAAGCUUCCAAGAAAGUGCAGUAAUUUAUGUAUUGAAAAAGAACGAUGACGGAUGGUGGGAAGGAGUAAUGGAUGGAAUUACUGGUUUAUUCCCUGGAAAUUAUGUCGAGCCUUGUGUCUGAAUAUGACACGUUUAAUUAUUAGAAAAUAGAGCACUGAAGUUGAAAGUAAAGAUUGUGUUUAAUUAUGCUUCUUAUCAAAUUAUUCAACAUAAUAAUACACAUAAAUAUUUUAUACGUUUAUUUAAUGUCAAUAUUUAAUAUAUACCUUAAGAAUUAUUUAAAUCUGCAAAUCAAAUAUUAUUUUGUAGUUGAUUUACUUAUAUAUAAAAAAUAGAACAUAAAACUACUAACUCCUGUUAUAAUUGUGUAUAUUGUAAAUUAUGAUAUACAUUGAUAGCAUGGUACAAAAUAUAUUUAUACAUUAAUUUAUAAUUGUUUAUAUUUG
Aethina tumida (small hive beetle) is the source of this 1941-nucleotide messenger RNA. RefSeq names its product abl interactor 2 (gene Abi). NCBI's taxonomy places the organism in Eukaryota, Metazoa, Arthropoda, Insecta, Coleoptera, Nitidulidae. The transcript is spliced from 6 exons. Bases 147 to 1616 code for a protein of 489 amino acids. The record is from RefSeq and is a predicted model, not a curated record. Gene Ontology annotation, molecular function: SH3 domain binding.